CCCCGCCCAGGCACCUCAUCUGGAGGAUGGAAUCGAAUGCUGCUUGCUCGCUGCUUGCUCCGUCCGUCUGCUGCCGCGGCCCUGCAGUGCCUGGAGUGCUUGGGGUUCAGUCAGUGUGGGCUAGGUUUGGCCUGGCGCUCCCGUCCCCGUCGCUGGUGCUCUCUCCUGCGUGGGUGUGUGGUGCUGGGUUGGGCCAGAUGAAUGUGGUGUGGAAAUUUGAACAAGUAAAUUCCCCUGAACGAAAGCACAGAGCUCCACGACGGGUCCCCCGUCCACUCACCACUGCAGUUCCAUCCCCCGUCUGCCUCUCGCUCCCACCCGUCCACUGUCAACACCAACCUAAUUUCGAUUCCCAUUCACGACCACCACCAUACCCGUACACCACGCAUCCCGCCUGACGCUCUUUUUCUCCAAUUGCCGGUGCUUCUUCUCGCCGUUACAGCAACGGGAUCGUGACUUAAUCCUCUACCCAUAAUUAUCUCCCAGUUUCGUGUUUCGCCCAGCUGAAGAUGGCCCCUGCCACUACCGAGAGCGCCUCACCGAUUGGCAUUGCCAAUCUGCCCAACCAGCGACACAAGAUUGUUGCUAAGAGAGGCGCUGCUUUUACUAUUAUGGUUGCUGGCGAGUCCGGCCUCGGCAAGACCACCUUCAUCAACACGCUGUUCUCCACGACCAUCAAGAACUAUGCCGACCACAAGAGGCGCCACCAGAAGCAGGUCGACAAGACCGUCGAGAUCGAAAUCACAAAGGCUGAGCUCGAGGAGAAGUUCUUCAAGGUUCGCCUGACUGUUAUCGACACCCCCGGCUUUGGUGACUACGUCAACAACCGCGACUCGUGGAUGCCCAUUAUCGAAUUCCUCGACGACCAGCACGAGUCCUACAUGCUCCAGGAGCAACAACCCCGCCGUCAGGACAAGAUUGAUCUCCGUGUCCACGCCUGCUUGUACUUCAUCCGCCCCACCGGCCACACGCUUAAGCCCCUAGAUAUCGAGGUCAUGAAGAGACUCUGCUCUCGCGUCAACCUCAUUCCCGUUAUUGCCAAGGCCGACACUCUCAGCCCUGCCGACCUGGCGAGGUUCAAGUCCAGGAUCCGUGCCGUCAUCGAAGCUCAGGGUAUCAAGAUCUACCAGCCACCUAUUGAGGAGGAUGACGAGGCUGCCGCACAACACGCACGCAGCUUGAUGGCCGCUAUGCCCUUUGCCGUUAUCGGCUCCGAGAAGGAUGUUAAGACCAGCGAUGGACGUAUUGUCAAGGGCCGUCAAUACUCGUGGGGUGUGGCCGAAGUCGAGAACGAGGAACACUGCGACUUCAAGAAGCUCCGUUCGAUUCUUAUCCGCACCCACAUGUUGGACCUUAUCCACACAACAGAGGAGCUGCACUACGAGGCUUACCGCGCCCAGCAAAUGGAGACCCGCAAGUUCGGCGAGGCUCGCCCAAGGAAGCUCGACAACCCCAAGUUCAAGGAGGAGGAGGAGGCUCUCCGCAAGCGCUUCACAGAACAGGUCAAGAUCGAGGAGCAGCGUUUCAGGCAGUGGGAGCAAAAGCUCAUUGCCGAGCGCGACCGUCUCAACAAGGACCUUGAACAGACCCACGCCCAGAUCAAGUCCCUCGAGAUGGAACUCGAGUCUCUGCAGGGAAAUGCCGUUCGCAGCCACGGUCGCCGCUAAGCGGUUAUCACGGCUUUUGCGGUAUCCUCUACAAGGGUGACCACCGUCUCCCGUUCUAUCGAGCAUUAAUGUACCUGCGCCUCGAUUUUUUUCGACAUGUUUACGUGAAGACGAACUGGGCGACUUACAUACCUUGAAAGACGAUGUUCAUGGAUAUGCUGCGGUUUGGUAGGAUGGCGCGGUCAUCGAUCGAGGCUUGUUAUAGAAGGGGAGGCUCCUCAUGUUUUUAUACACUUGCCCGGGUUUCCCUCAUCUUCUCACAGACCCUUUCUGCAUAGCCCGAAUCGCGCAGGGAGGCCCAGGAGAUGGGGAUGAAAAGUUACAGAUAUUUGGAAGAUUUCGAGCGGCAACUGACAUUUUACCACACCCUUUACACUUAACUUUACCCCAUCACGCCAGUUUUUUUUUUUCUGUCCGUCUUAGCUACGAUGUAAUUCUGAUAGCAACCCCCCUUUCAAUGAUACCAAAUAAUGAGAAAGGCUACCACUUUUGAGUACAAG
Molecule: messenger RNA, 2167 nt
Organism: Neurospora crassa OR74A
Lineage: Eukaryota; Fungi; Ascomycota; Sordariomycetes; Sordariales; Sordariaceae
Product: cell division control protein 12
Exons: 4
Coding region: 510-1667 (385 amino acids)
Biological process (GO): cytoskeleton-dependent cytokinesis
Cellular component (GO): septin ring; septin complex; cell division site
Molecular function (GO): molecular adaptor activity; GTP binding; GTPase activity
Source: RefSeq, a predicted model, not a curated record